Solanum tuberosum (potato) is the source of this 1860-nucleotide messenger RNA. RefSeq names its product G-type lectin S-receptor-like serine/threonine-protein kinase RLK1. Bases 1 to 1860 code for a protein of 619 amino acids. Gene Ontology annotation, molecular function: ATP binding; protein kinase activity. The record is from RefSeq and is a predicted model, not a curated record. Gene Ontology annotation, biological process: protein phosphorylation. Lineage: Eukaryota; Viridiplantae; Streptophyta; Magnoliopsida; Solanales; Solanaceae. The transcript has a single exon.
AUGUUUCAAAAUGGGAAUAUUGGAAUUGCUAGUAUGAACUUACCAAGUGAGUAUAUAAAUGAGAAUUUUUUCUUGAUUCGAAGCAUCGAUCAGUUGAAUGCAUCGAAUUAUGAGUUAAAGUUCAAUGAAUCAGGGCAUAUUUUCCUGUUAGUGAAUAACAGCCAAGAGUUUGUUCUUUCACAAGGUGAAAUUGGAUCAUCAGCACGGUUUUAUCAUCGUGCUACGCUCAAUUUUGAUGGCGUAUUUGCUCUGUAUCAACGUCUAAAAGACUCGAAAAAUGAUGUAUGGUCUACUGUUUGGUCAGUUCCUGAUAAUAUAUGUUAUAGUUUGCCUUCAGAGAAAGGUAGUGGUGUUUGUGGAUAUAACAGAAUUUGUAGACUAAGUAUAGAUAAAAGACCAGAUUGUCAAUGUCCGCGGGCGUUUUCACUAGUUGAUCCAGAGGAUGACUACAAAGGAUGCAUACCGGACUACGUGCAGGAUUGUGGUGACAAUCAAGAAGAUGCGGGAAGUCAGGUUGAGAUGGAAACUAUAACAAACAUCGAUUGGCCUACGAGUGAUUAUGAGCUUCUUCAGUCUUUAGAUGAAGAGGAAUGUAAGAAUGCUUGUUUGAAUGAUUGUAUGUGUGCUGUUUCGAUUAUUCGUGAAAAUAGUUGUUGGAAGAAAAAACUACCACUUUCAAAUGGCAGAGUAGAUAACAGAGUGAAUUCAAAAGCAUUUAUCAAACGAAGGAAAGGUAAUUUUCGAGAAAAUACUAACUCUUCAAAGCCUAAAAACAAGAAUCAAGAAACUAUCAUACUUGUUGUGUCUGUGUUCUUAGGAAGUUCUGUUUUUGAUAACUGUUUACUUCUUGGAGUACUUUCACUCGGGUUUUUACUAGUUUAUCGUAACAAAAGACUAACGUUUGAUCGAAAUGGAAGUUCUAUGGAUCAAACAUUAAGGUACUUUUCUUACAAAGAUCUAUCAAAAGCCACGGAAGGGUUCAAGGAAGAACGUGGACGAGGGGCAUUUGGGAUUGUCUACAAAGGUGUAGUUGAUAUUGGUAAUCCUAUUGCGGUGGCUGUCAAGAAAUUGGAUCGGAUAGUACAAGACAGGGAUAAGGAAUUCAAGACUGAAGUUAAUGUGAUAGGACAAACUCAUCACAAGAAUUUAGUCCGUUUAAUCGGAUUUUGUGAUGAAGGUCCUCAUAGAUUGCUUGUAUAUGAGUUCUUGAACAAUGGUUCAUUAGCAAGUUUCCUUUUUGAUGAUGUAAAAUUGACAUGGAACCAAAGGACUCAAGUGGCACUUGGGAUAGCAAGAGGGCUAUUGUAUUUGCACGACGAGUGUAUCACACAAAUCAUUCAUUGUGACAUCAAACCUCAGAACAUACUUCUUGAUGAUCAAUUUGAGCCAAGGAUAUCAGAUUUUGGACUAGCAAAGUUGUUGAGAAUGGAUCAAUCCGAGACUCAAACAGCGAUAAGAGGGACAAAAGGAUACGUUGCUCCUGAAUGGUUUCGAAACAUGCCAAUCACAUUGAAAGUAGAUGUGUAUAGCUUUGGUGUUUUACUCCUUGAAAUCAUUUGUUGUAGGAGAAAUGUGGACUAUGAAGUUGGUGAAGACAAGGCAAUUUUGACUUACUGGGUUUAUGAUUGUUACCAAGAAGGCACAAUAUAUGAACUUAUUGAAAAUGAUUUAGAUGCAAUGAGUGAUAGAAAAAAAUUAGAAAAAUUUAUAAUGGUUGCUAUUUGGUGUAUUCAAGAAGAUCCUUCAUUGAGACCUACAAUGAAAAAAGUUGUCUUAAUGCUUGAAGAAAUUGUUGAAGUUCCUAAUCCUCCAUGCCCAAAUCCUUAUAGGAGUGAACAUUUUCUUGUAGACGCGAUAUAA